Molecule: messenger RNA, 1522 nt
Organism: Panicum virgatum (switchgrass)
Lineage: Eukaryota; Viridiplantae; Streptophyta; Magnoliopsida; Poales; Poaceae
Product: coiled-coil domain-containing protein 1-like
Exons: 1
Coding region: 375-1220 (281 amino acids)
Source: RefSeq, a predicted model, not a curated record
UUUAGAAUACCAGUAUAUUAAAAAACAAUUGAGUUACAUGCAUCACCAAAGAGCCACUAACCUCUCACCAGCUACAAGUGCUGCUAACAUCCAUGUAAACAAGCAGGUGGCCAUGGCUGAAGAAGGUGGUGGCCCUCGCUUGAUGCAUGCCACCGGCAUGAAGCACCUAAUUCAGACCAUGCACCGAUGACCCCGGUCACUCCUACUCGUCUAGUUGUGUACGAAGAACCUAAUCCAGGCCGUGCAGGGGCUGACCCAACUACUACUUGAAAUAACGGGCAUCUUUAUAUAUAUAUAAACAUGUCGCACGCCGCCAGCGAACUAGAGAGGCCAGGCCACAACGGCGCCGAGUAGCAGCAGGCGGCUGGCCAGAGAUGGCCGCCUCGGCGACCCACGCCGCGGUGCUCGCCGCCGCCCUCCUCCUCCUCCCGUCCCUCCUCGCGCCCGUCGCCGUGGCGCAGCCGGCCAAGGGCGCCAAGGCGUUCUGCAUCAGCCAGUUCGCCAUCGCCAGCCAGGCGUGCUCCAUCCUGCCGCCAAGCCCUCCCGACGAGCAUCACCACCACGAUGAUGAUGACGACGACGACGACGAUGAUCACGAAGACGACGAGCGUCGCCGUGACCGCGACCGGCACCGUCGCGGCCACCGCGCGGCGGCGAUCAGCCUCUCGGCCCUGAUGGCGAGCAGUAAUGGCAGCCAGCACGGCGCUGCCGUCGUCGCCGUGAACCGCACCGGCGGGCACCACCACGGCAACCGCACCCGUGGCGGGCACGGGCGCAGGCGCGGCCGGGGACGCGGCCGCCUGCGGGACGGCGACGACCAGCACGACACGGACGAUCCCGACCACGACGAUGACCACAGCGGCGACGAUGACCACAGCGGCGAUGACGACCACCACGACGCCGACGACCCCGAUCACGACGACGAGCAUGAGGACGACGACGACGACGACGCCCACCACCACGACACCGACGACCCCGACCACGACGAUGACCACGACGAUGAAGACGAUGACGACGACGACGACGACGAUGACGACGACCACCACGACGAGGAGCUCCGGGCGUACCGCGACUGCUGCCGGUGGCUCAAGGAGGUGCAGAAGGACUGCGUCUGCGAGGCGCUGCUGCGGCUGCCGCCGUUCCUCGUCAAGCCGCAGCACACGUACGUGGUCAGGGUGGGAAGGACGUGCAAGAUCACCUACCGCUGCGGCGGCGUCUAGCUUAGCUAGCUAGCCCCAUGCCGCCGCCGGCCAUCCGCCGCUCGUGGCCGGAGUUCCAUUAACUGCGGUCACGUGCGCCCGUGUUUCUUUUAAGAUUACAUGCUUGGUCAUUUUGUUCACGUAGGGGAUAUAUAUAUAUAUUAGGUACGGUAGUUUCUACUUGUGGGGUGUGUUUUGAUCUACAUAUUUGUGGUUGCAAUGUUGGCUGUCCAUCAGUAGUUUUGAAGGAUAAUAUGAUGUAGUCCCAGCAAAAUUUUUCUACUACAUGUUAAUAACGGCCGUCUGCCAGACACUGAUUUAUU